Mastomys coucha (southern multimammate mouse) is the source of this 1017-nucleotide messenger RNA. RefSeq names its product killer cell lectin-like receptor 2. Lineage: Eukaryota; Metazoa; Chordata; Mammalia; Rodentia; Muridae. The record is from RefSeq and is a predicted model, not a curated record.
AUGACUGACGAGGAGGUCACUUACACAACUGUGAGAUUUCAUAAGUCUUCAGGUUUGCAGGACCCAGUGAGGCCUGAGGAGACUCAAAGGCCCAGAGAAGCUGACCACAGAGAGUAUUCAGUCCCCUGGAAGCUCAUUGUGAUAGUUCUCGGAAUCCUUUGUUCCCUUCUGCUGGUAACUGUGGCAGUGUUGGUGACACACAUUUUUCAGCAUGAACAAGAGAAACACGACCAGGAGAAAACUCUAGAUAACCUCUGUCAGGAGUACCAUGCCAUGAAAAGUGACAGAUCCUCAGUGGAAGAAAUGUUAAGAAAUAAGUCUUUGGAGUGUAAUGCUUGCAAAGAUAAUCGGCCCCCCCUCAACAGAGAACAGAACAUAUGCUACAGGGAAGCCAAGAUUGUUUUAGAAUGCUCACAGCUUCCAGGCAAACGAGUGGAAGGCCACUGGUUCUGCUCUGGCAUGAAGUGUUAUUAUUUCAUCAUGGACAAUAAUCAGUGGAGAGGAUGUGUACAGAUCUGCAAGGCUUUCACCUUAUCUCUUCUGAAGAUAGAUGAUGAGGAUGAAUUGCAAAGUUACGGUAGCAGCUUCCAUGGUAGAGCUUGUGACCUACCAAGUCAUAAACUUUGGAUUUCUACUACCACACCAACGUGUGGUAAACACGUGACAUUCCUCACAUGGGCUCAAGAAGGGCAAAUUUUUGUUGAAGACUUAUCCCUUUGUCAUCUCAUCCCUGUGGGGUUCUGUAGAUUCUUUCCAUGGUUCAUCUUCUCUGACAUAGAUUUUCAGUCUGUUAGCCUGAUUCAGUUUCACUGUGCUGUCCAUGUUUUGGCAGGAAUGAAGUCAGUAGGUUAUGGAGAAAAGUGUGCAUUUCUAACUUCAUUUCAUAUACAAGAUGAUUACUGUACUAGAGCCCAUGGCUGUUUAUGUGAAAAGAGACUACGUAAAUUCCCUAUUCCACUGAGCUGUGUCAAGAACAGAACUCAAUCUGCUCUGCAGAGUGAUGAAGUGGAAAGUUAA